CUGGGGCCCGGCUGGUGUACUGCUCGGAGCAAUGGAACCAGCCUUCGGGGAGGUGAACCAGCUGGGAGGAGUGUUCGUGAACGGGAGGCCGCUGCCCAACGCCAUCCGGCUUCGCAUCGUGGAACUGGCCCAACUGGGCAUCCGACCGUGUGACAUCAGCCGCCAGCUACGGGUCUCACACGGCUGCGUCAGCAAGAUCCUGGCGCGCUACAACGAGACAGGCUCAAUCUUGCCAGGAGCCAUCGGGGGCAGCAAGCCCCGGGUCACCACCCCCACCGUGGUGAAACACAUCCGGACCUACAAGCAGAGGGACCCCGGCAUCUUCGCCUGGGAGAUCCGGGACCGCCUGCUGGCAGACGGCGUGUGCGACAAGUAUAACGUGCCCUCGGUGAGCUCCAUAAGCCGCAUUCUGCGCAACAAGAUCGGCAACUUGGCCCAGCAGGGCCAUUACGACUCAUACAAGCAGCACCAGCCAGCACCGCAGCCUACGCUGCCCUACAACCACAUCUACUCGUACCCCAGCCCCAUCACGGCGGCGGCCGCCAAGGUGCCCACGCCACCCGGGGUGCCCGCCAUCCCAGGUUCGGUGGCCAUGCCGCGCACCUGGCCCUCCUCGCAUUCCGUCACCGACAUCCUGGGCAUCCGUUCCAUCACCGACCAAGUGAGCGACAGCUCCCCCUACCACAGUCCCAAAGUGGAGGAGUGGAGCAGCCUGGGCCGCAACAACUUCCCUGCCGCGGCCCCGCACGCGGUGAACGGGCUGGAGAAGGGAGCCUUGGAGCAGGAAGCCAAGUACGGCCAGGCACCAAAUGGUCUCCCAGCUGUGAGCAGUUUUGUGUCAGCCUCCAGCAUGGCUCCCUACCCUACCCCAGCCCAAGUGUCACCUUACAUGACCUACAGCGCUGCUCCUUCUGGUUAUGUUGCAGGACAUGGGUGGCAACACGCCGGUGGCACCCCACUGUCCCCCCACAACUGUGACAUUCCCGCGUCACUGGCAUUCAAGGGAAUGCAGGCAGCCAGAGAAGGUAGUCAUUCUGUCACCGCCUCUGCACUCUGA
This is a messenger RNA of Cynocephalus volans (Philippine flying lemur), 1057 nucleotides long. It is a transcript of the gene PAX9, whose product is annotated as paired box 9. The record is from RefSeq and is a predicted model, not a curated record. The coding region runs from base 32 to 1057 and encodes 341 amino acids. Gene Ontology annotation, molecular function: DNA-binding transcription factor activity, RNA polymerase II-specific; RNA polymerase II cis-regulatory region sequence-specific DNA binding. Gene Ontology annotation, biological process: regulation of transcription by RNA polymerase II; anatomical structure development. The transcript has 4 exons. NCBI's taxonomy places the organism in Eukaryota, Metazoa, Chordata, Mammalia, Dermoptera, Cynocephalidae.